AUGGCCAUCGCGCAUUCUCAUACCCCCUCUGCACUCCUGGAUCACCCCCUACCCGUGUCCGACGACGACACUCAAAAUGGUUUCAACACCGUAGAGCGCGACCCCACCUCCUGGGACGGCGCCCUCCCCGCCAGCCAGGGUCUAUACGAAAAUCAGUACGAGAAGGAUGCCUGUGGUGUCGGCUUCAUCUGUCAAAUCAAGGGCGAACAGAGCCACAAAAUCGUCUCGGACGCGCGACAGCUUCUCUGCGCCAUGACCCACCGCGGGGCGACAGGCGCAGACAGCCGUGAUGGCGAUGGUGCUGGUGUCAUGACAGGUAUUCCUCACCUCUUCUUCAAGCGUGAGGCCGAGCGAGACAUCGGCGCCGAGCUGCCCGACGCUGGGCAGUAUGCCGUCGGAAAUGUCUUCUUCAGGGCGAACGACCCUGUCGGCAUGCAGAAGCAGCAGGCCGUGUUCUCCAAGAUCGCAGGGGAUCUGGGCCUGCGCGUUCUGGGAUGGAGGGAGGUGCCUACUGACGGGACGAUCUUGGGUCCUGCUGCUGCCAGUAAGGAACCUACCAUCAUGCAGCCCUUCGUUGUGCUUCGAUCCCACUACGGAGACGGCAACACCCCUCGCGGCAGCGCAUUCGAUGCUACCCACUUCGAGCGUCAACUCUACGUCCUCCGUAAGCACGCUACCCAUAGCAUCACACUCUCGAAAGGCUUCUACGUCUGCUCCCUCUCGAGCAAGAACAUCGUUUACAAGGGCCAGCUCUCCCCGCCGCAAGUCUACAACUACUACCAUGACCUGAACCAUGUGCUCUACAGCUCUCAUUUCGCGCUCGUACACUCCCGUUUCUCUACCAACACAUUCCCCAGCUGGGACCGCGCGCAACCCAUGAGAUGGGCUGCCCAUAAUGGUGAGAUUAACACCAUCCGUGGCAACAAGAACUGGAUGCGCGCACGCGAGGGUGUUCUAUCUUCUUCCCACUUCGGCGACCAGCUCGAUCUGCUUUACCCGAUCAUCGAGUCCGGCGGAUCUGACUCCGCGGCGUUUGAUAACGUUCUCGAGCUACUGGUUGUCAACGGCGUCUUGACGCUCCCAGAAUCCGUGAUGAUGUUGAUCCCCGAGGCGUGGCAGGGGAACGACACGAUGGAGCCGGGGAAGGCGGCCUUCUAUAACUGGGCAGCCUGCUUGCAGGAGCCUUGGGACGGUCCUGCGCUCUUCGCGUUCAGCGAUGGCCGCUACUGCGGUGCCAACCUCGACCGGAAUGGCUUGCGUCCCUGCCGGUAUGUCGUGACGAACGAGGACAUUAUUGUUUGUGCGUCCGAGGUGGGCGCCGUCUUCAUCCCUCCAGAGAAGGUCGUCUCGAAGGGCCGCCUCAAGCCCGGGCGCAUGCUUCUCGUCGACACUGUGGAGGGCCGCAUCGUCGACGACAAGGAGUUGAAGCAGAGCACCGCCGCCAAGCAGAACUUUGCUUCGUGGAUCGAGACGCAUGUCCUGCAUGUCCCGAACAUCGUCAAGCGCGUCAAGCGUUCGCAGUCCAUUGACCCCGUCAUCGACGAGUACUCGCUGAGCACGGACCCGAAGCUCCUCGCGUUCGGAUACACCGUCGAACAGCUCAACAUGCUUCUCCUGCCCAUGGUCACCGACGGUAAGGAGGCGCUUGGCUCUAUGGGCAACGACGCGCCGCUCGCAUGCAUGUCCACGCAAUGCCGCCUCAUCUACGAGUACUUCCGCCAGCUCUUCGCUCAGGUGACGAACCCUCCUAUCGACCCGAUCCGCGAGAGCAUCGUCAUGUCGCUCGAGGCGUACAUCGGGCCCGAGGGCAACCUGCUCGAGAUGAACCCGCAGCAGUGCCAACGCAUCCUCCUCCGCUCCCCCAUCCUCACCAUGGAGGAGAUGAACGCGAUGAAGAGCCUGAAGUACGCGUACUCGACCUGGCCGUCGCGCGUCAUCGACAUCACCUUCCCGAAGGAGCAAGGCCUGCCGGGAUACCGGGUCGCGCUCGAGCGCGUCUGCAGCGAGGCGAUGGAGGCUAUCGAGGAGGGCGUGAAGGUCAUCGUCCUCUCGGACCGCGCGACUGGCAUCGACCGCAUUCCCUUGUCGGCUUUGAUCGCUGUCGGCGGUGUUCACCAGCACUUGGUCGCGCAGAAGAAGCGCGCUAAGGUCGCCCUGCUCGUCGAGACUGGUGAGGCGCGUGAGGUUCACCACCUUUGCGUUCUCCUGGGUUAUGGUGCCGACGGUAUUUGCCCGUGGCUGGCGUUGGAGUGCAUCCACAAGGUUGUUCGUGAGGGCUUGGUCAAGGACAACAAGACCUACGAGGAGCUUCUGGAGAACUUCCGCCACUCCGUUGACAGCGGCAUCCUCAAGGUCAUGUCCAAGAUGGGUAUCUCCACGCUGCAGUCGUACAAGGGCGCGCAGAUCUUCGAGGCGCUCGGCCUGCACACCGAGGUCAUCGAGGCGUGUUUCACGGGCACCGCGAGCCGUGUCCAGGGUGCUACGUUCGACCUCCUAGCGAUGGACGCGUUUGAGAUGCACGAGCGCGGAUGGCCGACGCGCGACACCGUCCUCCCUCCGGGCAUGCCCGAGUCUGGCGACUACCACUGGCGCUCCGGCGGCGAGGCGCACAUCAACGACCCGUCCGGCGUCGCGAACCUCCAGGACGCUGUGCGCGAGAAGAACCAGCGCGCGUACGACGCGUACGCGGACAAUGCGAACCAGCAAACUCGCCACGUGCACCUCCGAGGCUUGCUCGACUUCCGCUACGAGAACGCUACUCCUAUCCCCAUCGAGCAAGUCGAGCCGUGGAGCGAGAUCGUGCGCCGCUUCGUCACCGGCGCGAUGUCGUACGGUUCGAUCUCGAUGGAAGCGCACUCGACGCUCGCCAUCGCCAUGAACCGUCUCGGCGGCAAGUCGAACACGGGUGAGGGUGGGGAGGACGCGGAGCGUUCGCUGGUCCUAGCGAACGGCGAUACGAUGCGGUCCGCGAUCAAGCAGGUCGCGUCCGGUCGUUUCGGUGUCACCUCGAACUACCUGGCCGACGCGAACGAGCUGCAGAUCAAGAUGGCGCAGGGCGCGAAGCCCGGAGAGGGCGGUGAGCUGCCUGGUCACAAGGUCUCUACGUCCAUCGCUCGCACUCGUCACUCGACCGCCGGCGUCGGUCUCAUCUCGCCCCCGCCUCACCACGACAUCUACUCCAUUGAGGAUCUGAAGCAGCUCAUCUACGACCUGAAGUGCUCGAACCCUCGCGCGCGUGUCUCCGUGAAGCUUGUCUCAGAGGUCGGCGUCGGUAUCGUCGCCAGCGGUGUCGCGAAGGCGAAGGCAGACCACAUCCUGAUCUCUGGCCACGACGGUGGUACAGGUGCUUCGCGCUGGACGGGUAUCAAGCACGCUGGUCUGCCGUGGGAGCUUGGUUUGGCUGAGACGCAUCAGACCCUCGUCUUGAACGACCUUCGUGGCCGUGUCACUGUGCAGACGGACGGUCAGAUCAGGACGGGCCGUGACAUCGCCAUCGCAUGUCUUCUGGGUGCCGAGGAGUGGGGCUUUGCUACUACGCCUCUCAUCGCUAUGGGCUGUAUCAUGAUGAGGAAGUGUCACUUGAACACUUGCCCAGUCGGUAUCGCCACCCAGGACCCUCAGCUGCGCGCGAAGUUCGCUGGUCAGCCCGAACAGGUCAUCAAUUUCUUCUAUUACAUCGCCGAGGAACUCCGUGCCUACAUGGCGAAGCUUGGUUUCCGUACCAUCAACGAGAUGGUUGGUCGCGCGGACAUGCUCAAGGUCGACGAGAAGCUCCGCACGCCGAAGACCGCGCACCUCGACCUCUCCGCGAUCCUCAAGCCUGCGUGGCAGAUGCGCCGCGGUGCGGCCACGUAUCGUGUCCGUCCCCAGGACCACAAGCUCUACAUCCGCCUCGACAACAAGUUCAUCGACGAGUCCGAGCCCGCUCUUACGAAGGGCCUGCCUGUCCAUAUCGAGUGUGACGUCACGAACACCGACCGCGCACUUGGCACUUCGUUGUCAUAUCGGGUUUCCAAGCUUUACGGCGAGGAGGGCCUGCCCAGGGACACCAUCCACAUCAACAUGAGCGGAUCUGCCGGACAGUCUCUCGGCGCAUUCCUUGCUCCUGGUAUCACGAUUGAGCUGGAGGGUGACGCAAACGACUACGUGGGCAAGGGCUUGUCCGGUGGUCGCCUGAUCCUGUACCCUCCGAAGCAGUCCACGUUCAAGGCCGAGGAGAACAUCAUUGCCGGCAACGUUUGUCUGUACGGCGCGACGUCGGGUGAGGCGUUCAUUCGUGGAGUCGCCGCGGAGCGUUUCGCAGUCAGAAACUCCGGUGCCAACGCCGUCGUAGAGGGAACCGGUGACCAUGGCUGCGAGUACAUGACUGGCGGCCGUGUGGUCGUUCUCGGAAGUACCGGACGGAACUUCGCCGCCGGUAUGAGCGGAGGAAUUGCCUACGUUCUGGACACUGCGCACACAUUCGCCUCUAAGGUUAACAUGGAGAUGGUGGAACUCGGAAAGGUCACCGAUCCCCGUGAGAUCGCGCAGCUGCGUGGGUUGAUCGAGGACCAUCGCCACUACACCGGAUCUGAGGUCGCAGAUCGUGUCCUCCAUGACUUCCAUCAUUUGCUUCCGCUAUUCGUCCGCGUCAUGCCCAUGGAUUACAAGCGUGUACUCGAGGAGCAGGCUGUCAAGGCCAAGGAGGAGAAGAUGCGGCAAAGCGUGGUCGACCUCAUUCCGUCGCGGACCGCGAGCCAGGUUGACCUGGCUUCGGAAGGUCUCGAGGACAUCCUCACCCCGAAGGAGCGUCCUCUUUUGACUCCCAUGCGUUCAUCCUCGAAGGCUCGCCACGAGCCUCUGAUGCUUGAUAUGGAGGAUUCCUUGGUGGACGAUGCCACGACAAAGCAGCGUUUGAAUAAGCUGGACAAGACACGCGGAUUCAUGAAAUACAAGCGUCUCACGGAGACGUACCGCCCCCCUCGCAAGCGGGUCAAGGACUGGAAGGAGAUCUCCACACGCCUGACUGAGGAAGAACUGAAGUACCAGUCCGCGCGUUGCAUGGAUUGCGGUGUUCCGUUCUGCCAGUCCGACACCGGCUGCCCGAUUUCCAAUAUCAUUCCCAAGUGGAACGACCUCGUCUUCAAGAAUCAAUGGCAAGAUGCGCUUAACCGUCUUCUGAUGACGAACAAUUUCCCCGAGUUCACAGGUCGUGUGUGCCCUGCGCCUUGCGAGGGGGCAUGUGUGCUGGGUAUAAAUGAACAGCCGGUGGGUAUUAAGAGCAUUGAAUGCGCCAUCAUCGACAAGGGCUUCGAGAUGGGGUGGAUGCAACCCAAGAUCCCUCAGUUCCGUACGGGCCGCAAGAUUGCUAUCAUUGGGGCUGGACCAGCAGGUUUAGCUUGCGCAGACCAAUUGAACAAGGCUGGCCACACCGUUACGGUGUACGACCGUAAUGAUCGCAUGGGUGGUCUUCUCAUGUACGGCAUCCCGAAUAUGAAGCUCGACAAGUCGGUCGUGCAGCGGCGCCUGGAUCUUAUGGCCGCCGAGGGCGUGACGUUCGUGCCCAACACGCACGUUGGCAAGGAUAUCGAUGUCAACGACCUCCGUGCCGAAAACGACGCCGUCAUCAUGUCCACCGGUGCUACAUGGCCUCGUGAUUUGAAGAUCCCCCACCGUGAAGCCGAUGGUAUUCAUUUCGCCAUGGAGUACCUGCAGCUGAACACGAAGUCCCUGCUGGAUUCUGAGCUCCAAAACGGCAACUAUAUCAGCGCGAAGGGCAAGGACGUCAUCGUCAUCGGUGGCGGUGAUACUGGAAACGACUGCAUUGGCACUGCGAUGCGUCACGGAGCCAAAUCGGUCACGAACUUCGAGCUGCUCCCCAAGCCGCCUGCUGCUAGAGGAAGAGAUAACCCGUGGCCGCAGUGGCCGAGGGUCUUCCGUACCGAUUACGGACAUACCGAAGUCGCGGCUCACUUUGGCAAUGAUCCUCGUGAAUAUUGCAUCUCCACCAAGGACUUCGUCGUGGAUGACGAGGGCAAGCUCGCGGGACUUAACACUGUUCGUGUCGAGUGGACGAAGGACAGCGGUGGACGCUGGAAGAUGGAGGAGGUUCCCGGCUCCGAGAAGUUCUUCCCGGCACAGCUUGUCUUCCUCGCACUCGGUUUCCUUGGACCCGAGUCUGACGCUAUCAAGGCUCUUGGGCUCAAGCAGGACGCACGGUCGAACAUCCAGACGCCGCAGAAGAGCUACCACACCAGCGUCGAUGGUGUCUUCGCCGCCGGUGACUGCCGCCGUGGCCAGUCUCUAAUCGUCUGGGGUAUCAACGAGGGACGCAUGUGCGCUGCUGAGGUCGACAGAUGGCUUAGCGGUGGCAAGACGAGACUGCCUGAUGACGGAGGGAUCAAGAAGCGGGUCUUCAUUCCCCCCGCGAGUACGCUCUCGAGUGGAACGCAGGUAGUGCAGGUCGAGGCUUAA
Fomitopsis serialis is the source of this 6453-nucleotide messenger RNA. Its product is annotated as NADPH-dependent glutamate synthase. Gene Ontology annotation, molecular function: flavin adenine dinucleotide binding; FMN binding; iron-sulfur cluster binding. The transcript has 12 exons. The record is from RefSeq and is a predicted model, not a curated record. NCBI's taxonomy places the organism in Eukaryota, Fungi, Basidiomycota, Agaricomycetes, Polyporales, Fomitopsidaceae. Bases 1 to 6453 code for a protein of 2150 amino acids.